CCCAGUUGACCGGCUGAUUCAGAACCUGCUUGCUUUGAAUUUCUUAAUUGCCACCAAAUUCCCCGUUAAAAUGUCCCACAACCACUCGCACGGCCACGGGGGGUGUGCCCACGAGGCGCUCGGAAUCGACGACGAGCUGGAGAUGGGCAUCCAGUACAGUUUGUACGAAAAGAUCGACAUGCUGAACGUGGAGUGUCUGAACGAGGAAAGCGAAGGGUCCGGCCGGACGGUGUUCAAGCCGUACGCCCAGCGGCUGGAUUUCGACAAGUUUGUGACGAGCGAUGCCGACGAGGAGCUGCUGUUCAAUGUUCCCUUUACGGGGAACGUUAAGCUGAAGGGCGUCAUUGUGGUGGGGGCGAACGACGAUAGUCAUCCGAAGAAGAUGCGAUUGUUCAAGAAUCGUCCAAAGAUGACCUUUGACGAUGUCGGUGCCCAGGCCGACCAGGAGUUUGAACUGGAAAGGGACUCUAAUGGCGUUAUCGAGUAUUCUACCAAAGUCGUCACCUUCUCGUCGGUCCACCACCUCUCCAUUCAUCUGCCCACCAACUACGGCGACUCGAACACCACCGUGUACUACAUCGGCCUGAAGGGAGAGUUCAGCGAGGCCCACAACCACGGCGUCACGAUCUGCACGUACGAAUCGCGCCCCAACGUGUCGGACCACAAGAACGACGUGUUCGAUUCGGUCAACCACCAGGUCCAGUGAGUGUGAUAUUUCUGAAAAGUUUUGUGCUUUCUUUUUUUCGGAAUAUAAAGUUAAUUUAUUAAACUU
This is a messenger RNA of Culex pipiens pallens (northern house mosquito), 772 nucleotides long. RefSeq names its product PITH domain-containing protein GA19395. The record is from RefSeq and is a predicted model, not a curated record. Gene Ontology annotation, cellular component: nucleus. Bases 71 to 706 code for a protein of 211 amino acids. The transcript is spliced from 3 exons. NCBI's taxonomy places the organism in Eukaryota, Metazoa, Arthropoda, Insecta, Diptera, Culicidae.